AUGUCCCCUCCAACUCACAUAGCAGCGCCCCUCUCUCUACCCAAUCAGGAGAUUCUCCAACCUCCACCCCCUUCACACCACCUUUCAGCCUCAGACGACCUAAUAACCCGCUUCCACCUGCACGACUCGUAUCGCAUCUUACUCCACCCAUUCCGCAAGGACCUCCAUCAUCAGCCGCGCGACACCACCGUCCCCACCACCAAGGCCGAAGCAGGGCCCAGCACGCCGACCAGGCCCACCUCAGGAGAAGCAACUGGAGGACCUAGUGACACGCGGCAGCAGCACCAGCAAUCCUACACCCUCCCAAAGACAUUCGCGCAUUACCUUCCCCCCUCACUCCCGGGCAAAGUGCGACCACCUAAGCCCCCGAGGAAGAAUCAGAUCCUCGCCCGUCGCGCAGCAGCUCAAGCGCUUGAAGGUGGUGGGCAGCAGCUCGGCGGCGGUGGGGAACAGCAAGGAGGAGGUCCCGACUCAUCCGCGUCCGGCUCGUCAGCGGAACGUAAGCUUGCUCGACAGCAUGCAGAGUGGGAGAAGGCGAGCAGUACGUUGCGCCGUGUGGUUUACAAGGCAGAGUAUAGCGGUCCGAGUGAGAUGAGGACGUGGGGGGAGGGAGAGGAAGGGAUGCGUGGCUUUUUGGGCUUGGAGGCCGGGGAUGUUGAUGAGAUCGAUCGGUCGCUACUGGAGGCUGAUGCCCCGACUGGAUCGACACCGCCGAGGAAGAAGAAGAGAAAAGGGCAGCACGGGAAUCAGCAGCAGCAGCAGCAGCUGAAGGCAGGUCAGACAAGUUGA
Messenger RNA from Jaminaea rosea, 789 nucleotides. RefSeq lists its product as hypothetical. The record is from RefSeq and is a predicted model, not a curated record. The transcript has 2 exons. Bases 1 to 789 code for a protein of 262 amino acids. Lineage: Eukaryota; Fungi; Basidiomycota; Exobasidiomycetes; Microstromatales.